Messenger RNA from Soboliphyme baturini, 363 nucleotides. The record is from the annotation of a GenBank genome assembly. NCBI's taxonomy places the organism in Eukaryota, Metazoa, Nematoda, Enoplea, Dioctophymatida, Soboliphymatidae.
AUGGUCAGGAGCAGCCAAGGUGGGGAGUGCAUCAGUGUAGGAGGUGUGGAGACGAGGUUGCUGUUUGCAGACGACCUUGCUUUAUUAGAAUUUUCUGAAACUGAUCUACAGCUCUCUGGAAAGAUUCGCUACAGUGUGCGGCGUGGCCGGCAUGCGUGGGACGAAAAGCCUUGUGUCUCAUUUUUUCCUACCCGUUUCUCCGUUCGGGUUUUCGGAGUAGCAGUGAAGCAGGUGGAGAAGUUCAAAUUCCUCGGGUCGUGUUUACUGCUGAUGGAAAAGUGGAGGAGGCUUCAGGAGGAGACGACCGGUGGAUUGGAGUGGCGAGUUGUGUUCUGCGUUAACUAUUCCGAACCACUUGACUAA